GUUUUUAAAUGUCUUCUUGUGUCUCGAUUCGAUGUGAGGUGGCGGGUUAACUCCCACUAUUUCCCAAAAAAAUGCAUGCCAUAUAUGCCCAUCUAAAUUAAUAAAGACAUCGGGAAGCGAGACUCAUAGUUCCUAGCCCUUAUCAAAACCUGAGCUGAAACUAUAAACAUUAAAUAUGAACCUUCAGUAAAACGUCAUACGCCCUUUUCUCCUUUCUUGUUUUAAGGAAAAUUCCAUUGUUCCAAAAUUAAAAAAAAAAAAAACUCUUUCGUUGAAAAGUAGAUAAGUGAUGUGAUGAUAAUGCAUAAUCCUGAAACCUGAAAGAAAUUCUUAUCAUUAGAAGUCAAGUUUUAUCUCACAUUGAUGUACUACUAUUGUUCCAUCCUAGAUUACUUACUCCCGAGAUUGAUUUCAAAGUUCUUUAAUAGUGGAUUUGUUUCUACAUUCAAAGCUCUAGUCUUCUCCUUCCCGGUCUUAAAUUCUUUUUCUAAACUGUUUUAAAUUUAUAUUGCAAUGUAAAUUUCUUAAAACCGGUGUGAUCCACUACAGUUGGAAUUAUUUAUUUUCUUUAAGCUUCUAUUUCUGGAAAUUACGUCAGUUGUAUAAAUGCCUAGAGAAAGUAGCGACUUUGGGCUGCUUUCCCAGCAAGAAAGUCGUUUUAAGUUGACUCGAAAAACCUUAGUUUUGAUUUUAGCAGCAUGUACUGUUGCAAUUGCUUUGGUUGCUGUUGCAGUAUGGUUUUCUACUAGACCUUCUGAUCAAAAUGCCGACAAAAAUCCAGUAUGUAAGGACACACCAGACAUUAAAAAGUUCGAUUGCCACCCUGAUCAACCACUGUCAGAAAAGCAGUGCUUAAAUAGAGGUUGCUGUUAUGCUGUUCCAGAUACCUCUAAGAAUGGUGGUGCUUCUGUAAAUGUACCUUAUUGUUUUUACCCAUCUGAUUAUUUGGGAUAUGCCAUAAGUAAUGUUUCUGAAGCCAAGUCAAAGAUUCAAGCCAGGCUGACUCGCAAAACACCAUCGGGUUUUCCGGAAGAAAUUAAGAAUUUAAAUCUAGUUAUUCGUUUUAUUGAUGAUUAUUCUUUGAGAAUUAAGAUUACUGAUGCAGACUCCUCGAGAUUUGAAGUGCCUAUUCCACUGAAUUUCCAGACAAAGGAUCUUCAAAAUCCUCUGUAUGAAGUUUUGUUGAAUUCAACGACAGGACGAUUGACAGUUUCUCGCAAGUUGUCCAAAACUGUUAUAUUUCAGACUGAGCUUUCUCGAUUAGUUUAUGCUAAUCAGUUCCUUCAGUUGUCUUCUCAACUGCCGUCUGAAUAUUUUUAUGGCAUUGGAGAACAUUACGCUCCUUUACUCAGGAAUGUCAACUGGACGAAAUUGACUUUGAUGAAUUCGGAUUUAGGACCCAUUCCGAAUCAUGCAUUAUACGGCAGUCAUCCGUUUUAUAUGGCUUUAGAAGAGGAGGGGAAAGCAAACGGAGUAUUCCUUUUAAACAGCAAUCCAAUGGAUGUUAUUCUUCAACCCACACCUGCAAUAACGUUUCGCCCCAUUGGUGGAAUCCUGGACUUUUUUAUUAUGCUGGGUCCGACGCCAGAAAAUGUUGUUCAGCAAUACACAGGCAUCAUUGGUAGAACUUUUAUGCCUCCCUAUUGGAGUUUAGGAUUCCAGCUUUGUCGAUAUGGGUACAAUACUCUCAAUAAAAGUAAAGAAGUGUUGAAUCGCACAUUGGAAAAUGGAAUACCUCUAGAUGUGCAGUGGCAUGAUAUUGAUUACAUGGAUGCUUUCAAAGAUUUUACAUAUGAUAAAGUUAACUUUAAAGGUCUCCCUGAAUUUGUUGAUGACCUACACAGAAAAGGAAGGCACUAUGUUCUUAUGAUUGAUCCUGGCAUUAGUAACAUAGAAGCUCCAGAUUCCUAUCCACCUUAUGAUGAAGGUGUAGAGGAUGAUGUUUUUGUGAAAACUGCUGAUGGGAAAAAUUUAAUUGGGAAGGUCUGGACAUCUGGUACUUUGGUCUAUCCUGAUUUCAGCAACCCGACUACUGUAUCAUAUUGGACUCGGCAGUUUAAAAAUCUUCAUGACAUAAUCAAAUUUGAUGGAGUCUGGAUUGAUAUGAAUGAGCCAUCAAAUUUUGUGGAUGGAUCUGUGGAUGGUUGCCCAAAGUCUUCGUUGGAGAACCCUCCUUAUCUUCCUGGAGACAAUAUCUUGACAAAAAAGACUCUCUGUAUGACAGCAAAGCAUUAUUCCAGUAUCCAUUACAACGAGCAUAAUCUCUAUGCUUAUAGGGAAGCUGUUGCUACUAAUAUAGCAAUUCGGACAGUUAGGAAGAAGCGACCUUUUAUCAUAUCAAGAGCAUCCUUUGCUGGCCAAGGUGUUUACAGCGGUCAUUGGAGUGGUGAUAUACAGUCUACUUGGAAUGAUAUGCGCUACUCUAUUCCCUCCUUGCUUAACUUUAAUAUGUAUGGAAUGUCCAUGAUGGGUUCAGAUAUUUGUGGAUUCGGUCUGAAUACAACUGUCGAAAUGUGUGCAAGGUGGCAAGCUCUGGGAGCAUUUUAUACUUUUUCAAGAAAUCACAAUGAUAAAGAUACCAUAGAACAGGAUCCUGCUGUUUUAGGACCAGACGUUGUUAAGGCUACGGUACAAGCACUCUCCAUACGUUAUACUUUCUUACCAUAUCUCUAUACAUUAUUUUAUCGAAGUCAUGCCUUUGGAGAUACAGUUGUGAGGCCCUUGUUUUUUGAGUUUUCAAAAGAUGUGAAAACCUACAAUAUAGAUGAACAGUUUUUGUGGGGACCAGCAUUUAUGGUUAUUCCAGCGCUAUAUCCAAAUAUUACUACAGUGACAGCUUAUAUUCCGGCUGGAAAGUGGCUCAUGACGGAUUUAGUAAUCAGUAAAGGAGAAUAUGUUACCUUAAAUGCGUCCCUUACUGAUCCUAUUAACACUGCCAUCAGAGGAGGACAUGUGAUACCCAUACAAGCUCCAGGACCUACUACUACCACGUGUCGAGAAAACCCUUUUGGCUUAGUUGUAGUUCUAGAUGACAAGCAAGAAGCUUUUGGUGAACUUUAUUGGGAUGAUGGUGAUUCACUAGAUACGUUGGAAAAUGAAAACUAUAACUUGAUCAAAUUCUCUGCAAAACAGGAUGUUCUUCAAAGUAGUGUGGUUAUGAAUGGUUACCGAGCUUCUAUGAAGUUAGCUUCGAUAUCUUUAUCUGGACUUAGUCAGAUUCCUCACACUGUUUCAUUGAAUGGAAUCCAGUGUUCCCCAUCAAAUAAUACUGUAGAAAAUGAAGAGCUGCAUAUAUCAGAUGUCUUCAAUUUUGCUCCAGAUUUUAAUGAAAGUAAAAAUGAAACCUGUGGAUUUAAACAGUUGAAGGGUUCCCUUUCAAUCAUCAUUGGAAUGGAAGUCUCUUUGUUAGAGUCCUUGACACUUACAUGGAAUUAACUUUUUAACAUCCUAGUGAAUAAAAUGUUAUUAGCUUGAUAUGUUCUAUCUCGCUGUUGUAUAUGUUGCUAAAUACUUUUAGCAUGUUUGAAAAAAUAAACUUUACAAAUUUAUUGGAAAAAAAGUUUAAAGAUUUAUUAUUUUUACUCCAAAAAAUAAAUAUCUGGAUUUCCUAUGUAAUAUUAACAAAAUCGUUUUGGUUUAAAUUAUUGUAUUCUUUAAAAGUAACAGCAAAUUAAAACAGUUGCAUGAUAAAACUAAUUGGAAUUGAUGUUUGAACAAUUUGCUACAUUAUUUAAUGUGCUCAAAAAUUUAUAUAUACAUUUUAAUUGAUCAAAGUGCAUGAGUAAAAUUGUUAUGUUUAUUAUUAUUAUUAUUUCUAGCUAAAUUUCUGCUAAGUCUUUUUCUAAAUAAUUUUGCAGUUCAUAUUUUUCAAUUCAACAUCAUGUGCAUUUAAAAAUGCAGAUUUGUCAUUCUAUAAAAAAUAUCAUUU
Uloborus diversus is the source of this 3928-nucleotide messenger RNA. Its product is annotated as lysosomal alpha-glucosidase-like. The transcript is spliced from 19 exons. Bases 607 to 3435 code for a protein of 942 amino acids. Gene Ontology annotation, biological process: carbohydrate metabolic process. Lineage: Eukaryota; Metazoa; Arthropoda; Arachnida; Araneae; Uloboridae. The record is from RefSeq and is a predicted model, not a curated record. Gene Ontology annotation, molecular function: carbohydrate binding; alpha-1,4-glucosidase activity.